This is a messenger RNA of Panonychus citri (citrus red mite), 2495 nucleotides long. Its product is annotated as acetyl-coenzyme A transporter 1-like. Gene Ontology annotation, cellular component: membrane. The transcript has 4 exons. The record is from RefSeq and is a predicted model, not a curated record. Gene Ontology annotation, molecular function: acetyl-CoA transmembrane transporter activity. Bases 278 to 1831 code for a protein of 517 amino acids. Lineage: Eukaryota; Metazoa; Arthropoda; Arachnida; Trombidiformes; Tetranychidae.
UUAAAAGGUAUCACAUUGUUUUAAUUACAAUUGUAAUCGUUUUUCCUUCACUGAUUAACCAUUUAGUUGAUUGAUGUUUCUUUGUUCAACUUGUUUAUGUUGAUUUAAGUGAAUUAACAAUUAGAUCUGGGUUCAUGAGGGUGAGGAUUAGUAUCAUGAUAAUUAACGAUUUAUUGAACAUUACAUGAUAACAAUUUGAUUUGGUUCAGUUAUUAUUUGACUGGUUUAUUUUUCUAUCGAUUCUGAAUAAAUCAUCAGUGAAACGUUUACAGUUAAAAUGGUUGAAGCUCAUCUCGAAUGGUCAGUUGAUGAGGAUAACUCGUUGACCGGUGAUUAUGGGUCAAUUUUUAUCCUACUUUUCCUUUAUAUUUUACAAGGUGUUCCAUUGGGUCUAUCGGCGAGUAUCCCGUUAAUUUUACAGAACUACAAGGUGACCUAUUCUCAACAAGCGGUGUUCAGUUUAUACUCAUGGCCUUUUAGUUUGAAGUUAAUUUGGGCACCUUUGGUCGACUCUGUGUACAGUCGUAGGUUCGGUCAUCGUAAAUCUUGGCUUAUCCCGACUCAAUAUCUAAUUGGAUUAGUUUUGUUUCUACUUUCGUUCAAAAUUGACAAUCUACUCGGUCCAUUACCGAAAGAUGAAUCAAUUGCUAUGAGUAAUCAAUCAGUAGUUGAUAUCGAUUUGAUUCCGAGUUCAGGUCAAACACCAUCGGUCAAUAUUCUUGCUGGUGUUUUCUUUUUUCUCAAUUUUCUCUGUGCAACUCAAGAUAUCGCUGUUGACGGAUGGGUUCUGACCAUGUUAUCGAAGCGAAAUGUCGUCUAUGGAUCGACUUGCAAUAAGGUUGGUCAAACGAUCGGUCAAUCUCUUGGUUAUGUCAUUUUCUUAGCACUUCAAUCACCUGAUCUUUUUAACAAGUACCUAAGAUCAACUCCUUCUGAUACUGGAAUAGUAACUCUAUCAGGUUUCCUCUUCUUCUGGUCAAUUGUCUUUCUAGUGACCAAUACACUUGUAUGGAUAUUUAAACAAGAGAAAUCACAGAAAACUGACCAUUCAACUGAUUCAGGAACAAUUCUAGGAACUUAUCUCAUGUUGAUUAAAAUUAUGAAGCUCAAGAGUAUUCAACUGUUCGUGUUCAUCUUGUUAACUUGUCAAAUUGCUUUUUCGAUAACAACUUCAGCGACAUCAUUGAAACUCACUGAGGCCGGAAUCCCGAAGGAGACAUUGGCCUUUCUCAGUGUACCUUUAAUACCAAUGCAGAUGAUUUUACCCUGGUUCUUGAGUAAAUACACCAAAGGUCCGAAACCAUUGAAUAUAUUUAUUAAAUCGUAUGUAUUCAGAAUAAUUUGUGGCCUCAUUUACGGGCUCGUAUUGUUUUGGACUAAGCGUAUCUACGAUCCUGUUACCGAUUCAUUUCCAGUUUACUAUUAUAUUGUGAACAUCAUUGUGUCCGCUCUUCAUCAGGCUGCUGUCGAUAUAAUCUUCGUGGCUUUGUUGGCCUUUCACGCGAGAAUAAGUGACCCAACCAUCGGUGGUACUUACAUGACACUUCUUACAACAGUCACUAAUCUUGGCACUAAUUGGCCUUCAACGGUCAGUUUAUGGCUACUCGAUUACUCUACAUUCAAACAUUGUUCCAUCGGCGAUUCUAACUGUGAUAACGAAGAGGCCAUAACAUUUUGUUCAGCAUCGGGUGGAAAAUGCAACACAACAAUUGAUGGUUACUAUGUUCAAUUGGUCAUCUUGACCAUUCUUGGAUUGAUAUGGUUAAAAUGGGCUAGAAAAAGGAUCGAUAAAAUUCAAAAUUUACCGCCAAAAGAUUGGAAAUGCACUUGACCACUAAAAAAAUUGAUUAAUUUAAUUGUUGUUUUUUUUACUGCAUAAUUAAAGGAUACAAUGUAAAUGUAAUCAUUUAAAAUUAACAAUCAAUAUGAUUGAUAAACUGAUGAUCAAUACAAAAUCAAAUACGCUGUAUGUUGAUAAGCUAAUCAAUUAAAGUUUUCCGUUAUUCACGAGUGAUUAGUUGAUUAAAUCAAACAGUUGGUCAUCUAAUGGUCAGUCUACCAAGAUAAUUCAGUUCGGUAACUUUUUCCAUAUUUAUAUUAUUUUUUUCCUGUGUUUUCAGGUAAUUAAUGCUCCUCCAAUGUCAUCCUCAUGCACUUUCCAACUCACCAAUUUCACAAUUAACGUCAACGUGAAUGGUUCAGUGAUUAACAGUACUUUUCAAAAUUGUUAUACUCCAGUGUCAAAUUUGUGGAAUGGAAUCAAUAAGAUUCUUAGUUUAAUUAAUUUAAUUUAUUCGUGGGCAAACCAUUAAUCUUUCCAAUGUGACUUUUUCCCAUUUUUCCUUUUUUAAGUUCAUUAUCAUUUCAUCGUUUUCUUAUUUUUUUAAAAUAAUUUCAACUUUCUCUCGCUCAAUUUUCACAAAGAUCUUAAUAUGAUCAUCUAACCACUUCACUGUCUCUUGCAAUGACUAUUAAAAGAAAUAAAAAGGAAAAAA